CGUCAGUCGGCAGUCGGCGGCAGCCGCGCGUCGCCGCAUCGCUCGUUAUGCGGCUAAACACCACCGAACUACAAUACACAACAUUUAAUCAACACCGCGCGCCCCUGUGCCGUGGUCGGCAUGUUGGGCGCGCGGCUCAAGUCGUGGAUGGAGGCGCAACUGGGGCGGGCGAAGAAGCGUAAACAGAAGCAAACGCGGCCGACGCCGCAGACCAUCGCCGGGCCCGCCCCUCCCCCGCACUUGUCCUCGCCGGAGAGCGCGUACAGCACCGGCUACUCGACAGACGGGACGUCGCCGGGCACCGCACCCACCGCGCUCGCUGCACCGUUAGUCGCACCGCCACCGCCACCAACUCCGCCUACUACGCAUCUGUACCAUGAGCCUGCAAAGCGGCGGUCUAAUCCACCAGUGCAAAUACGGCGUUGCGUUCCCGAGCCGGUUCUUUGUGCGACCCCGUCCCCUCGCCCUAGGUGCAGGAUCCGAACGAACCCCUGGCUGGGUGCCACGUCGCCAAGUAGGAGGCGCCCGGGACACCUGUGUCAACAACAAUCGCUGCAGUGUCCGCAAACAGUAGCGCCUCAGUUGCAACACGCGUCGCACUCUGUGGAUUCACAGGCCGCGAAAUUCGAUUCUAGGUCACCACAUUUAUCGCCGCAUCUAUCACCGCAUUUGUCGUCGGAGCCCAGGAAAUACCGUGGUGGUGUAUCCAGCGACGAAGAGGGUCGUGUGCGCGGUAGAGAAACAGCAAUACUAUCCGAUGCCGAUAUAGACUCUGACGGAGAUACCGGACUGGAUGGAGGCGAUGAAGAGGAAGCCGAUGAUCUGGAUAUGGCCUCGCCGGGGAAACGAAGAGCAAGAAGACGCAGACCUCCGAGACGCGCACCGAGAUCAGCUGGAGCGACCCCCCCGCGUUCCCGACGCAGAAACCACACUCCCGCGCCUCCAGCGCCGGUACGAGACCCUCUUUUAGAAGCGGACAGAGAAGCCGAGAGAAAGUACCGAGAGCUCAUAAGAGAGGCCGAAAAGCUAUUAGUAACUGUAUCGAGGGCCCCUUUAGAGCCUCCACACAAUCCAAGAGUUAGGGAGUUACGGGCUACCGAAGUGGAAGUCCCUCGUCGUAGUCCCGAACGCACUCAUUUGACGAACUUCAUGCGCGCCAACUCACCUGAACCGCGGCGUCUGUCCCCCGCCCCGCGCCGCUCCCCGCUGGCCGCACCGCCCCCUCCUGCACGCACCCCCCCCUCGCCGACCGACAGGCCGCACUCUGAGCCACCCAAGAGGAAGGCCUAUGCUAGAGACGAGGUACUGCAAACAUUGGAAGGGCUUCGAAAAAGCCUCCAGCAACAAUCGGCGCUACUAGCGGUGCAGCGCACAAGGCUGGACUCCUUGUAGUUCCUACAAUCACAAACGAUGUCUCUUCAACAUGAUUAGCAUCAUUUAGCGAAGAUUCCUUAAUUCUCCCUAGUUAUCCAGUAGUGACGG
Messenger RNA from Bombyx mandarina (wild silkworm), 1482 nucleotides. Its product is annotated as serine/arginine repetitive matrix protein 1-like. Lineage: Eukaryota; Metazoa; Arthropoda; Insecta; Lepidoptera; Bombycidae. The record is from RefSeq and is a predicted model, not a curated record.